AUGUACACGCAUGAUUUUCUGCUUAACAUACAGAAGUGUGAUCGUCUGAUCGCUAAUUUUAAUAGAUAUAUAAUAUAUAUAUGUUAUAUAUGUUUAGUAUGGAAUAAACGGAAAAUAUUUUCUUUAUUAUUAAUAAAGAUUAUAAAUAAUUUGUCACACAGUGAUAACGCGUCAACAAUAACGUUUGUGAAAACGUUUUCCUUAUCUUUAAAAUCUUUCCUUAAAUUCAAAAUUAUUUUUACUUUUCUUUCACUUUCAGGUGGUUUGGGUCAAUUGGGCAUUGAAUGCGCCAAACUAUUGCGUUCUCAGUAUGGUGACAGUAAUGUCAUUUUAUCUGAUAUUAUUAAACCUAGUCAAGCGGUCGUCGAAAGUGGACCAUAUAUAUUUGCUGAUAUUUUAGAUUUUAAAGGCUUACAAAAGAUUGUUGUCGAUCAUCGUAUCGAUUGGUUGAUACAUUUCUCUGCCUUAUUGAGUGCAGUAGGUGAACAAAAUGUACCGCUGGCGGUAAGAGUCAACAUUGAAGGCGUUCAUAAUGUCAUCGAACUUGCUAAACAAUAUAAUUUACGUAUAUUUGUACCAAGUACUAUUGGUGCCUUUGGUCCCGACAGUCCACGCAAUCCCACACCAAAUGUUACAAUUCAACGUCCUCGUACCAUUUAUGGUGUUUCGAAGGUUCAUGCUGAACUGAUUGGAGAGUAUUAUUAUCAUAAGUUUGGUUUAGAUUUUAGAUGUCUACGUUUCCCCGGUGUUAUUUCCAGUGAUCCACCAGGUGGUGGCACUACUGAUUAUGCCGUUGCUAUUUUCCAUGAGGCUUUGAGAACUGGCAAAUAUCAGUGCUACCUUAAGCCAGAUACCCGUUUACCCAUGAUGUAUAUCGAGGAUUGCUUGAGAGCUCUUCUCGAAUUCAUGCGUGCCCCCUCAGAACAACUUCAACGUCGUGUUUACAACGUCACUGCCAUGUCGUUUACACCCGAAGAAUUAGUCGAUAAACUUAGCAAAUAUGUACCCAAUUUACAUGUGACCUAUAAGCCUGAUAGUCGUCAAUUGAUUGCUGACUCUUGGCCCCAAGUAUUCGAUGACUCUGAGGCUAGACGUGAUUGGAAUUGGCAACAUAAAUAUGAUUUAGAUAAUUUGGUCGAUUUUAUGGUCAAAGAUGUUCAAGAAAACUAUAUUAAUGUUGAUAAUCAAGCUGAUCGUGCCACAGCUGAGAAUUAAUCAAUUCGAAAAUGUUCGUUUAGUUUGAUUAAAGUAUUCAGUUUUGUCGUAGUUUUUUUAUUAUUAUUUUGUUAAAAUAUUUUCGAAGAGAUUUUUUUUAAAGUGCAUUUAAUUGUUAUAAAUAUUUUAGAAUAUGUAAUAUGUAUAG
Messenger RNA from Lucilia cuprina (Australian sheep blowfly), 1363 nucleotides. RefSeq names its product L-threonine 3-dehydrogenase, mitochondrial (gene Tdh). Bases 1 to 1215 code for a protein of 404 amino acids. The transcript has 6 exons. NCBI's taxonomy places the organism in Eukaryota, Metazoa, Arthropoda, Insecta, Diptera, Calliphoridae. Gene Ontology annotation, molecular function: L-threonine 3-dehydrogenase activity. The record is from RefSeq and is a predicted model, not a curated record. Gene Ontology annotation, biological process: L-threonine catabolic process.